This is a messenger RNA of Actinia tenebrosa (Australian red waratah sea anemone), 1498 nucleotides long. RefSeq lists its product as uncharacterized. NCBI's taxonomy places the organism in Eukaryota, Metazoa, Cnidaria, Anthozoa, Actiniaria, Actiniidae. The record is from RefSeq and is a predicted model, not a curated record.
GAUUUUGUCGACAUGGACACCAUCAAGAGCAAGUGUCCUGUUUUCCAGAAUGGUCGUUACUGCCCAUACAACCUUCCUUGCUUGAAAGGGCUGGGGAAAGGCUGCCCCGAGUUCAAGAAUGGCUGUCCUUUUAAUUAAGAAUGUUAAGACCAUUGGGGAAUUUAAAGCAAAACUUGGCGAGAUGAGAGAUCAAUGCAAAGGCAGGGAAAACUACGACAAGGCUCUUGAUAUGAUUGCAGGCGCCAAUGGUGUGCAAGUGGCGAAGUUUGGACACUGUCCUUUCUUUAAGUAUGGAUGUAUGUUCAAGACCGAUCCCAGUGGUAAACCAAUUGUUCCAGAGUUAUUUACGAUGGACUACAUCAAGGAGCAUUGUCCAGCCUUCCAAAAAGGAAAGUUCUGCCCUUACAACGUGGCCGAGCUCAAAGGACUUGGAAAAAGCUGCCCCGCCUUCAAAGAUGGGUGUCCUUUCAAAGGAGUCAGAAAUAUUGGCGAGUUUGAAGGGAAGCUGGGAGAGAUGAGGGAUCUAUGCAAGGGCAAGACCAAUUAUGACAAAGCAUUGAAGAUCAUCCAGUCUGUCAACGGUCAACAAACCGCAAAGCUUGGCCACUGCCCAUUCUUUAAAUUUGGCUGCCCACUCAAGAAUGAUCGCGAAGGAAAACCCAUUGUUCCUGAGCUUUACACUAUGGAAUACAUAGAAGCCCACUGUCCUGUYUUCAACAAAGGCAAGGCCUGCCCUUACAAUGUUCCAGAGCUGAAAGGACUUGGCAAAGGUUGCCCAGAAUUCAAGAAUGGAUGCCCAUUCAAGAACGUCAAGAAUGUGGGAGAGUUCAAAGCCAAAAUGGGCGAGAUGAGAGAUCACUGCAAGGGUAAAGAGAACUAUACCAAGGCUAUGGAUCUUACUUAUGGAGCAGGUGGGGAAGCCGUUGCUAAAUAUGGUCACUGCCCCUUCUUUAAAAGUGGCUGCUGCUUGAAGUCGGACCUGAAUGGCAGAUUCAUUAUUCCUGGUGAGAUUACAAUGGAUUACGUCAAGGGUCACUGCCCAGCCUUUGAGAAGGGUAAAAGAUGUCCCUACAACGUCCCUGACCUUAAAGGCCUCGGCAAAGGAUGCCCAUCCUUCAAGGACGGAUGUCCAUUCAAGAAUGUGAAGAACGUCGAAGAGUUCAAAGCUAAGCUAGGCGAAAUGAGAGACCAGUGCAAGUCCAAGAAAAACUACACCAAGGCUCUUGAAUGUGUGUACAAAGCCAACACCGAGGAAGCUGCCAAGAUUGGUCAUUGCGCAUUCCUGUAUGAUCACUGUGAGCUCAAGACUGACAACCAAGGCAAACCCAUUGUGUAGGACUGACUUUGCAUUGAUGCUCGUCUCGUCUGACCAGAACAGCACAUAAGAAAAGCACAAAACACACAACCUUCAUUUUGGUUGCAUGUACUGCACUUUUUUGAAGCAUUUAUAAUUGCACCUAUGUAAUCACAAUUCUGAAUAAAAAAAAACAAUAAACAA